AUGGUGUCGCUCAAGUUUGUCGGUGGCUUCGUAUGUUUGUUUGCCAUAGUGGCGGCACAGGACAGUAGAACGCACUCCAGCGUCUGGAGGUCCCUGCGAAAAGUGUACACUCAGUGUGAGGACAGUUCGGACAUGGUGCACUGUUUGAAGGUGCAGGCAGUCAAGCUCACGGAUCGGGCGCUCAAGUUGCCCAGCAUCAAGUUGGUCGACGGGUUGUCGGUGGUGCGAAAAGCUGACAAGCCGCAAGAGGUUUCGCGCUCCUUUGACUCAUCCGAGUCCCUGCCUGGGUACAAGCUGGACGAGAUCCUGGCCCAGAAGACGCGCGAGUUCAUGGAGUCGCACGAGCUGAAGGUCAACGUGCCCAGGCUACUCGCCUACAGCCAGACCGAGGGUGCACGCUUCGUGGAGGAGGGUCGCAAGAAGAUGAAGAAGUACUACGGACCAUUCAUGGGCGCCCUCGCCAUCAAGACGGGCAUUCUCACCAUGGCAUAUCACUCCAUCGCUAUCGUUGCCGGCAAGGCUCUCAUCAUCGGCAAGAUCGCCCUCAUCAUCAGUGCAAUCAUCGGGCUGAAGAAGCUGGUGACGCCGGAGGGACAUGAGAAGACAACCUACGAGAUCGUGAAGCACCCCCACAUUUCCCAGAGCCACAGUUACUCGUCUAGUCAUGGGGAGUUUGAGGGACAUGAAUCGGGUGGCCAGUACCACAGGAGUCUCGGCUCGGGUGACUUGAUGAUGCAAGAUCGCGCCUACAGAGCCCAUGUGCCACGAGUCUAA
Phlebotomus argentipes is the source of this 774-nucleotide messenger RNA. RefSeq lists its product as uncharacterized. Lineage: Eukaryota; Metazoa; Arthropoda; Insecta; Diptera; Psychodidae. The record is from RefSeq and is a predicted model, not a curated record. The coding region runs from base 1 to 774 and encodes 257 amino acids. The transcript has a single exon.